This is a messenger RNA of Zingiber officinale, 1728 nucleotides long. RefSeq names its product RNA-binding protein BRN1-like. The transcript is spliced from 9 exons. Gene Ontology annotation, molecular function: mRNA binding. The record is from RefSeq and is a predicted model, not a curated record. Bases 133 to 1449 code for a protein of 438 amino acids. Gene Ontology annotation, cellular component: cytoplasm; ribonucleoprotein complex; nucleus. NCBI's taxonomy places the organism in Eukaryota, Viridiplantae, Streptophyta, Magnoliopsida, Zingiberales, Zingiberaceae.
ACCACCACCAGAGAGAAGGCGAGAACAAGGAGCCGGCGAACAAGAACAUAGAGAGAGAGAGAGAGAGAGAGAGAGAGGAGAAAGGAUCCCAAAUCUCAGGGAGGUGAAGAGAAGCUAUUUCCGGCAGAAGAAAUGGAGGAAGCAGAGGGGAGAGGCGGCGGGAGGGAGCGCGGGGAGGAGAGCGUGAAGCUGUUCGUAGGGCAGGUGCCAAGGCACAUGACGGAGGAGGAGCUAAUGGCUCUGUUCAAGGAGGUCUCCCUCGUUGACGAGGUCAGCGUCAUCAAGGACAAGGUCACCAAGGCCUCUCGAGGUUGCUGCUUCCUGAUCUGCCCGUCGCGGGAGGAGGCCGACAAAGCGGUUGCCGAGUGCCACAACAAGCGGACGCUUCCUGGGGCUGCUUCUCCCAUGCAAGUAAAGUAUGCUGAUGGUGAGCUUGAAAGACUAGAACACAAGCUUUUCAUAGGCAUGCUUCCAAAGAAUGUGUCUGAUGCAGACAUUGCAGCAUUGUUCUCAAAAUACGGUGCUAUCAGGGAUUUGAAGCUCUUGAGAGGUUCCCAACAUACAAAUAAAGGAUGCGCUUUCCUGAAAUACGAAACAAAAGAACAAGCUUUGGCUGCCCUUGAAGCCUUGAAUGGGAAACAUAGGAUGGAGGGAUCUAGUGUGCCUUUGGUUGUCAAGUGGGCAGACACAGAGAAGGAAAGGCAAGCUCGACGAGCACAAAAGGCUCCAUCACAGGCCUCCGGUAUUUCUUAUGCCAAUUCGAUGCAGCAUCAAUCAUUAUUUGGAGCUUUACCAAUGGGCUACAUUCCUGCAUACAAUGGAUAUGGGUAUCAGCCAACAGGAAAUUAUGGACUCAUGCAAUACCCAUUGACUUCAAUGCAAAGUCAAGCUGCAUUUCAUAAUAUGAUUCCACCAGUUAAUCAAGCAAAUACACUACACGCGAUCAGUUCUGAUGUUUCUACGACACCUAGGAAUUUUAACACAGCACAAUCUGGUGGCUUUAUAGGCUCACCAUAUCCUGCCCCUUCGUCAGGUUUUCAGUAUCCAUUAUCAUAUCAAAUUAAAACUAGACAUUUGGGCAAUUCACACAGCUCUGACCCGCCUGUUAAUAUGACGAUUAAUCAAGCAACACCUUCAAGUCCUAGGACUAUAUCUGGGCGACAGAUAGAAGGUCCUCCUGGAGCUAAUUUGUUUAUAUACCAUAUCCCGCAAGAAUAUGGAGAUCAGGAACUCGCAAAUGCCUUUCAGCGAUUUGGAAGGGUUUUGAGUGCCAAAGUAUUUGUAGACAAAGCAACUGGUGUUAGUAAAUGCUUUGGUUUUGUAAGUUACGACUUACCCACAGCUGCCCAGAUCGCCAUUGAUGCGAUGAAUGGCUCUCAAUUAGGUGGUAAGAAGUUGAAAGUGCAACUUAAGAAGGAAAAUAAAAAUUUAUUAAGUAAACCUUAUUGAUGGUCUCAUACUUUUCGUCGGAGGUUGUGUUCCCAGCAAUCUCUGGUCCGUGUUAUGUCGCGGAGAGAGGCUCUCGCUGUCUAUAGCUCUAUAUAACAUGACACAAGUUGAAUGCAUGCUAAUCAAUUCUUCCGAUUCCUCAUUCAAUCAUGUCUAAAAGAUGAAUACUAGUAUCUUUAGAAAUGGUACAUGUUGUGUAAUUUACAUACACCAUUCUUUUUGUAUUUAUGUACGACUGAAUCUCAUUUGACGAUGAACAAUUUAAUUCAUUUUAUCUUU